UUAUAAUAUAAUAAUAAUUAUAUAUAUCAUAUUAAGUUUAUCACAAAAAACUCAAAUCCAAAUGAGAAAGAAAAUUUACAAAUCUUUCAUUUCUGCUAUAUAGGCGACAUAAAUAUAGUAUAUAAAAAAAAGUUGAUUACAUUUUUCAUAUGAAAUCCAUAGUACCAUACGUUUUGAUGAUUAUUCAAAAGAAAUCCAUUUUUCGUACAUUAACCAUAAGCCAAAAUAUCGAAUAAAAAUGGCUGAACAUUCGGAUUUGAUUUCGGAAAUGGCCUAUCUGGAAAAGCUAAAUACUGAAGAGCGAUUAAAAUUGGCACGAAAAAGGCGAUCUCAACAAUUGAAAAAAUGGUCACAACGAGAAAAAGAUUAUACCUAUAUGAAUAAAAGAAAACGAGCCGAUGGGAGCCAAACUGAUACGGCUAAAGUUAAAAAUAAUAAUAAUAAUAAUAAUAAGAAUGGAUAUAAAGUUCAUUUUGUACCAUCUGUGAUGUUGUUGGAAGCUGCCACUCGAAAUGAUAUAUACGAAGUGAGACGUUUACUCAUGUUGGGAGUAAGUCCUGAUUCGACCAACGAAGAUGGCCUUACAGCUUUGCAUCAAUGUUGUAUUGACAAUUGUGAAGAAAUGAUGCGUUUAUUGAUCGAAUUUAAAGCCAAUGUAAAUGCUAAAGAUAGUGAACAAUGGACACCAUUACAUGCUGCCGCAACUUGUGGUCACUUGAAUUUAAUUAAAUUAUUAAUUGAAAAUGAUGCCGAUUUAUUAGCUGUGAAUGCCGAUGGUAAUAUGCCUUAUGAUAUUUGUGAGGAUGAACAAACAUUGGAUUAUAUCGAGGCCGAAAUGGCCAAACGAGGAAUCACACAGGAAUUAAUAGAUCAAAUCCGAGUGAAAACUGAGAAUCAAAUGCUUUUCGAUAUGAAAGAAUUGGUUCAAAAUGGAUACGAUAUUGAUUUGAAGGAUGAACAAGGCGCCACGCCGCUUCAUAUCGCCGCUGCUAACGGAUAUAUGAGCGUCAUCGAGUUCUUGGUCGAUAACAAUGCUUCCAUAGAUGAGUGUGACAAUGAUUUAUGGCAGCCAAUUCAUGCAGCUGCUUGUUGGGGACAUAUUGAUGUUGUCGAAUUCUUAGUUCAAAAUGGUGCCGAUUUAGAGGCCAAAACAAAAAAUGGGGAAACUCCUUUCGAUAUUUGUGAGGAUCCAGAUUUAAAGAAUCGAAUUUUACAACUAAAGACAGAAAUUGAUGCCAAAAAAGCUAUAAAUUCAACCAGGUUACGGAGGUCACAUAGCACCAACACCCGUUCACAUUCGAUUCGACGGACUAGUAUUCGAGAAAAGUCACAAAUUGCGAAAAGAGAAGCCAUUGAAGAAGCGAGAAUAUGGCAUGAAAAAGCUGGCGAAUCCGACGACAUUAAAAAAGAUGAUAGUGACCUUGAUUCAGACACUCAAUUCUAUAAAGAUUUUAAUCGGAAAUUGAUAACAGAAUCGCCAAUUGAUAUUGAUUCUAUCAAAGUUAAUAUGGAUUCAAAUAAUAUUUUUCACAUCUCGUCACCAUCAUCAUUUCAAUCAGAAAAUGGAAAUCAUGAUCUUAUUAAUAAUACUUCAAACUAUUCUAAGCCACAACCGGAUACAGGGACUUAUAAUAACGAUCAUCAUCAGCAAGUUGGAUCCAGUCAUCAAUAUGAUUUAAACAUUUCGAAUGAACCUCAGGACAAUCAAUAUCCUAAUAUAGAAUAUACACCACAAAAUAGGAAAUUUGAUCGUAUGGAUGGCAAUGAUUCUCAUCAAUGUUCCAAGAAUCAUGAUAGUUAUCAUCCUGAUUUAAGUGGUUAUAGUAUAAACAAUAAUAAUACCGGCACUGGUACGUUAAUUGAUCUCAAAAAACAACGGUCAGAAAAACAUCGUAACAGCUUAAAUAACAUUUAUUCCGAUCGAUAUAAAUCAUUUGCAAUUGAUCAUCCUUCUAACACUAACAUUCAAUCAAUUAUACCAACUAAUCAAACUACAAUCAAUCAUCAUAUGAAACCGACGACAACAAAACUUUAUGGCCAGAAUGUAAAUCUUCAAUUAAAAACACAAAUGGGCAAUGUUUCAUCAUUGAAUAACACGAAAACGCCUUUCUCCAUGACCACAAAUGAUUCCAUGUUUGAUUCUCCAGAUGCUGCAAGGAAAAAAUUUCGUGGUAAUCCAAGUGAAUUGAUUGGUGAAGAAGAGAAAAAAGGUUGUUGCAAUAUUUGCUGAUAAAAAAUAAUAUAGAAAUAUAAUAUUCGCCUUUCUGUUUUAUCCAUUUCAUUCCAAUCAUUAUUUAUUCCAUUGUAAUUAUAAAAAAAAAAUUAUCGCUGUGAUAAUCACGGUUAAUCAAAUUUUUAAAGAAAUUAUCGUGAACGUAUGUCAUUAUUAAAAUAACACAUGCAUUAGACCAUUUAUAUAAGACGAAUUUAUUUUACAAUUCACAAAUGCUUUGCAUCAAAUGGACAAACACACACACACACAACAACAACAACAACAACA
Molecule: messenger RNA, 2500 nt
Organism: Dermatophagoides farinae (American house dust mite)
Lineage: Eukaryota; Metazoa; Arthropoda; Arachnida; Sarcoptiformes; Pyroglyphidae
Source: RefSeq, a predicted model, not a curated record